AUGAAGAGUACUCUCAACUUUCUUUCACUUUCUCCCAUUUUCUCGUCCUCAUCAAAACACUCUUUUGCUAAUCCAAACUUCCAAACCAUGUCUAUAUUAUCACCAUGCAAACCCUUCCAGAAUCCGAAAACAUCCACCACUAUCUCAUUUCUUACCUUUCUUCCCCCGCCACCUAUUUCUAUCUACAAGAACUAUGUUUCUGUCAAACUAAACCAAGAAAACUUCUUGACACGACGUCAAUUCAUGGAACCUGUAAUCAAAGGUCACAAACUUGAUAGGUUUUUGGAUGCUGAUGUUGUUAACGGUGACAAUGCAGACUCCAUUAACGAUGAUUUUGACGAACUCCUUUCUUGUCUUUUCUCCACUCUGACCAUAUCCAUUCUCACACAAUUUCAAUUUCGCAAAGGCUAG
Molecule: messenger RNA, 411 nt
Organism: Vicia faba (fava bean)
Lineage: Eukaryota; Viridiplantae; Streptophyta; Magnoliopsida; Fabales; Fabaceae
Source: the annotation of a GenBank genome assembly